CUAAGGUGUAAUGACAUUUUCAACCGUCUCUGAUUUGCCUAUUUCUUCACUGAAAAUAAGUUUGAAUGAUCCUGGUGUACAAUAAAUUGCAGAAUGCGCGAGGAUUCUUUCUGAGCGACUUGAGAUAACCUGAUAAUGCUUUUGCCGAAUUAGAAAGAUGAUGAUGUGUGUGACCGGCGCCAAGGUUCAGUUUCGGUGUUUUGUGGGGAAAAGAAAUGAAUGAGCAGAAAAAGUGGCGCGGGGGAAAGGGGUGAGGAGGGGGGAGGUUGUCGCCCACCUUUUUUUUUACACUAUUUACCUCCUUGAAGACCGCGGCGUUCGUUGCUUGUCAUCGGGAUUUCGGUCUGAAUGAUAAGAUUUUAUUAUGGCAUCGGAACCAAAGUUUCGUGAGUGAUGUCUGGGGACGUGCAUUACCCGGGCUGGUGCUGUCGUCAGAUUGCGGCACAGCUCAGCCAAGCUCUCUUCACAAUGGCUGAUUUACAUGCCCAAGUCUCUGACUUAAGGGAGGAAAAUCGGCAAUUGAAAAUCAAGAUAGAGAGUAUUGACAUCCAAACACCUCAGGAGGAUGUUUCUGCUAUCAGAAGACCCCUGGCUAAAAAGGCAACCUUGGAUCCAAGUCCUAUUCCCAUAAUAUCUUCAAAUUCAACUAGUAUUCAAAAAGAUUUUGACCACCCACCAGGGACUUUCAAGCAAGAACUCCAACUGAUAAAUCCAGUUGAGACUCCUAUCAAUAGGGAAGUAGAUGGAGCUGAAGAAAAAGUUGAUUUGAAUGGCCCAUUGAAGCAAAUUUCUGAUGAAAGGGCUGGAGAGGCUUCAGAUGCAACUUUGUCUCAUUCUGGUGGAGACUUAAAAUGCGAAAAAUGUGAAUGUGCCUUUCCGAACUCUGACCUUUUAACUACACAUCAAGCUGUUCACUUUGGACGAAGUUUUCAUAUUUGCAAAGUAUGUAAUGCUAUGUUUCUGCUCAAAGCAGAUCUCUACCGACAUUGGACCACUCAUCCAAAUAUCAAGCAGCAUGUUUGUCAGUUGUGUGGAAAGGCAUAUACAUCAAAAAAUAAUUACAAACUGCACGUCAAAACUCACACUGGUGAGGGAUUAUAUCCUUGUGAAGUAUGUGGCAAAGCAUUUCAUUCAGAAAAUCACUUGAAUGUUCAUCGCAGGAUCCACACUGGUGAGCGUCCUUUUGAAUGUCAGUAUUGUGAAAAAUCCUUUACUCAAAAAUCUGGUUUGAUUAAUCAUACCAGACUUCAUACUGGUGAGAAACCCUUUUUGUGUCCAUCUUGUCCCAAGGCUUUCACCCAAAAGUCAAAUCUGAACUUCCACUUAUCUAAACAUCAUCCAGUUCCGGGCAAUAUUUCAUCUAAUUAGUGUUUAUUAGGUGUUGAUGAAUACCUCACUUGAUACCUCAUCAUAGUGUUAGCGACGUUUGAAGUUCUACAAGACUGUUGUAUGUUUCUCAUUAAUGUUAAGUUUGAUGAUAAUUGAGGAGUGCUGGUAAAUCUCAAUAGUUAAAAGAUUCUCAUUUCCUUUGUUUUCUUUUCAUUUGAGCUCUUCCGCCUCAAGUAAAUUUCAAGUUGUGUGUGUUAUGAAUCACAUAAGAUGUGCCAUAUUCAAUCAAUUGAUUGUUGCAUUUUUUCUGGUUGAAUUUUUUCUGUUUUUUCAUGUGUUUGUAGAGCAGAUAUUCAGAAGUACAAAGUUGUCAUAGUGCUCACAUGUUAGUUUUUGUAAGUUUUAUAGUUGGAGUAUUCUUGUUUCAUGAUCUUGUGUUAACUUAAUAGAGUUUAAACUCUAUCUGUUCUGAUAAAAUUUAUCUCUGUGCUUUGAAGGAUUACCAUAUCUGUUAUUGUAAGCUGCUCCAACAAUACUUUUUGUUUCAAGCAGUUUGUUAAUACUAGAAGUAGUAUUAAGGUUCUUCUUUCUUACCAGAAAAGCAGAUUUUGUCUCAAUAAUUGCUUUUUUGAAGGCCUUAUAAUUCUAUUAUAGAAGAUUCUUGUUUUGAAAAUUGAUACGUUUUU
This is a messenger RNA of Thrips palmi, 2015 nucleotides long. RefSeq names its product oocyte zinc finger protein XlCOF26-like. Gene Ontology annotation, molecular function: DNA-binding transcription factor activity; RNA polymerase II cis-regulatory region sequence-specific DNA binding. Gene Ontology annotation, biological process: regulation of transcription by RNA polymerase II. NCBI's taxonomy places the organism in Eukaryota, Metazoa, Arthropoda, Insecta, Thysanoptera, Thripidae. The coding region runs from base 394 to 1368 and encodes 324 amino acids. The transcript has 5 exons. The record is from RefSeq and is a predicted model, not a curated record.